Molecule: messenger RNA, 2832 nt
Organism: Talaromyces rugulosus
Lineage: Eukaryota; Fungi; Ascomycota; Eurotiomycetes; Eurotiales; Trichocomaceae
Exons: 5
Coding region: 1-2832 (943 amino acids)
Molecular function (GO): protein binding; RNA binding
Source: RefSeq, a predicted model, not a curated record
AUGCCUCCAAAGCCUCUCCCACGAGUUAUUCCCAAGGUUCAAUCCGGUGUGGCGGGCAAUCCCGCGGAUUAUGCUGGGCCCAUAUCACUUCGUGAUUCUUGCAAUGUCGAAGAUCCUUACUACGUCGGCCCUGAUGCAAAAGAACGUCUGUUGCAAGGCAGCAAAACUGACGAGCUGUUCUACCAGUACAUGGAUAACGACACUAGCGUUGCUCGUCCUGGAUUCAACAAAACUGGCCGUGAAAUCGAGUUGGUCACAAAUACCUACGAGGUCAAAAGCUUCCCGACUCGAGUAGUGUACCAGUACGAUGUCACCAUCGUUAGAGCUGGAAAUGAAAUCACCGCUGUAACCCCAACAGCCCGCAACCUUGUGUGGGCUUCCAGGGCUCGUACCGAAAAGUUCAAAAACAUCAUUUACGACGGGGCAAAACUGGCUUGGUCUUCCAUCAGCUAUGACGACCCAAGCGGCAUUUUUGUCCAAAUCGGCGACUACGGCAAAAAGGAGAUGGUUGGCGAUAGGACCAACGGCUUCCGCCUCAUGGUCCGCAAGUCAAAGGCCAUCAACCUGGAAGUCCUCGAGCAGUGGCUCCAGAAGAAGUGUGGUUUCGAUGAGAGCGUUCUCGAAGCUUUGAACUUCCUGGAUCAUCUCUUGCGUGAAUCUCCCUCUCGUGCUUACACUCCUAUCAAGCGGGCCUUUUACAGCGAGAAUGAAGUUGGUAGCAACCUCCACAACAACUUGAAUGUUCUCAAAGGUUAUUACCAGGCUCUUCGCCCUGUGAUCAAUGGCCGCCUUCUUGUCAAUGUCGACAGCGUGUUGUGUGUCUUUUGGCGAAAGGCCACCUUGGUUAGCCAUGCAGACACUUUCCUGAACAAACACGAUUGGGACAAGACAGCCAAGGCAUUGAGGCCUGUCCAAUCCGAGUACGGUUCGAGAGGCACCGAGGCCCACGAGUUCGUUUGGCAAAAGAUGAGACACCUUGAGGUGAAGCCCGUCUUUCCAGGAUGUACCGUCACGCGUUCUUUCAAGAUUUAUCGCAUUACGCACACCGACGCCAACACGGCCACCUUCGAUUACCAGGAUCCGGCUACCGGCGAGACCAAGGAAAUCUCUGUGAAGGAGUACUUCAAGCGGAAGUACAAUUAUCAACUUCACACCCCGACUCUGCCCGUUGUGGAAAUGACCAAGAAAGGUGUUUUGUAUCCCAUGGAGUGCGUCGAGAUUGCUGGUCUCCAGAAGUACAACCACAAGUUGGAUGAUCGCCAAACCGCGGACAUGCUCAAGCUUGCUGUCCGUAGACCUGAGAUCCGGUUUGGUGAUAUCGCCCAUGCGAAGACUAAACUCAAUCACUCCAAGGACCCCGUCUUGCAACACUUUGGAAUGGGUAUUAGCGACCAGCCCGUCAAAACCAAGGCGCGCCUCCUACAGUCCCCAACGAUCCAGUUUGGGAAUACAAAGGUUGAGCCGAUGACGCAGGGUCGCUGGGAUCUGCGGGGCAAGAAAUUUCUGGACACGAACCGCGUCCCCUUGACCUCUUGGGGCGUCGGUGUUUUCAAACAGGGAGGCCGGAACGCUUUGACGAAGACACAGGCAGAGACUUGGGCUGCCAAUUUCAAGAACCAGUACAUCGGCCAUGGUGGAAACGUCUCCAACAACCCUUUUGUCACGGAAGUUACUGGUGACACCGCCGAGGCUGUUCUUCGUCUGUUCAACGGGACUGGCAACCAUUUCAACAAACGCCCCCAGUUGUUGAUCUUUAUGGUUCCGAACAAGGACUCUUGGCCUUACACCCGGAUCAAGAAAUCUUGCGAUUGCCGGUUUGGUGUUCCCUCGCAGGUUGUCCAGUCAGCUCAGAUUUCAAAGAUGAACCCGCAGUACAUGUCCAACGUUGCGAUGAAAGUCAACGCCAAGUUGGGUGGCGUGACCUGCAGGGCUGUUUCCAAGAACUCUGACGCAAAUAUCCGCCCAUAUUCUAUGUUCAUUGGUGCCGAUGUUUCUCACGCUUCUCCUGGCAGUCUUGCACCAUCCUUGACUGCCAUUUCUGUCUCUGCUGACAAGAUUGGCGCCAAGUACAUGGGCAAGUGUGAAACGGGUCACCGCCGGGUCGAAAUCAUUGACGGGCAGAAUAUGAAAGAAAUGCUUAUUCCUCUAGUCGAUCAAUGGACCAGGACCGUCGGUCAAGGUAAUCGACCUCGAAAUGUUUACUACUUCCGAGAUGGUGUGUCCACUGGACAAUUUGCCCAGGUCCUCGAGCAGGAAGUGCCUGUUAUCAAAGACGUGAUCUUCCACGGCAGUGGUGAAAAGGCGCCUCCCAAGGUUACUGUGGUUAUUGCCAACAAGCGUCACCAUCUUCGCGCAGUUCCGGCCAAGACGGACAAACAAGCGGGUGAUAAGAAUGGCAACCCACUUCCUGGAACACUGAUCGAACGUGACGUGACCAGUCCGCAUGGAUGGGACUUUCUUCUUGUCUCGCACGUUGCUCUGCAGGGUACUUCCCAGCCGGUACACUACCAUGUGAUUCGUGACGAGAUUGGUCACAAGCCUGAACAACUGCAGAACAUGAUUUACAACCACUGUUAUCAGUAUGUUCGUUCGACGACCUCGGUGUCAUUGUUCCCGGCCAUUUACUACGCCCAUCUCAUUUCCAACCGUGCUCGUCCACAGGAGAAUGUUGAUGGCAAACAAACUCCGACAACUGGUCCUUAUGCCAAGCCAGUUACCCAUUCUUCGAAGUCGAAGUCUGGGCAAGUCGAUACUAGCGACGACGUUCCUCCUCGUCUUUUGCCAAUGAUCCAAAACGAGACUCGCAACCACCUAGAAAUGUGGUUCGUCUAG